Molecule: messenger RNA, 1404 nt
Organism: Danaus plexippus (monarch butterfly)
Lineage: Eukaryota; Metazoa; Arthropoda; Insecta; Lepidoptera; Nymphalidae
Gene: Hap40
Product: 40-kDa huntingtin-associated protein
Exons: 6
Coding region: 137-1021 (294 amino acids)
Biological process (GO): vesicle cytoskeletal trafficking
Cellular component (GO): early endosome
Molecular function (GO): protein binding
Source: RefSeq, a predicted model, not a curated record
UGAUUCUGUCAUAACAGAAUCAAUUGAAAGGCUGUUUGAAUUAAAUACUGUUUUAAAUUAUAAUUUCACAAACAACACGAUCAUUAAUGAAUUUCAUAUUAUUAAAGUGGUACAAUUGUAAUUAUAACUCUUGGAAAUGGCAACCGAUCUCAGCGCUAGUUUUAAUGAACAAUACAUUAACAUCAACACAAAACUAAAAAAGAGGUUUAUGAGAAAACCUAAUAUAACAGAAGCUGCAAAUGAGUUCUUAGCACUCGCGAUACAAUGUGAGCAUUCGGAACAACCAGCGUUUGCAGGUCAAACGUAUGUGGGGGCCGCUAAAUGUGAGGCUUCGAUUGGUAAUUUGCUCGGUGAAGCGGAGCAUUACAUAUCAGCUGCGAGGCAGUUUAUGAAGGCUGAAAAAAAAUUGGCUGCCUUAAAAUUCCACAGCCCUGAUAGAGAAAAUUUGGAGGCAGCAAUUGGCUGCUACACACAGGCGCUAAGUAAAUAUCCUGAGAAGUCACCGAUACGGACCUCUAUCUUGCUAGAACUGGCUGAAGAAUUAGUUUCUCUGGAUCUAAAGUCAGAAGCCCUAGUGUAUUAUGAACAGGCUUUGGAGACUGCUACCAAUGGGGUGGUCAAUUUGAUGUGCUCUCGAAAGAUAAUAAAUUUGCUAAUUGAUUGUAGGAAAUACGAAUAUGCUUUGGAGAUGGCAAAUAAAAUAUGUGAAUCCAACACUCAUAUUCCGGAAGGUGUUUUAACUGAGCUUCAAGUGAGCAGAGUAUUGUUAGCACUGCUCGUUGAACCCGCAGAGGAAAUUAGAAGCGACUCACUCAAACAGUUCUUGGAUGAUUUACUCAACGACGAAGAUAGCACUGCUCUUCCCUUCAAUAUGGAUCUGAGACUAAAACUCCAGUCGAUCGUAAUAUCCAGCAGUAUGGACCCCCAGUCUCUAGUCAGUGUGGUCGCCAGUUCCAAGCCACACUUCACCAUGCAGCAGAGGGAAUUACUUGAAACACUCAUACUGGAAAAGCAGACAUAACAGCAACAUGUUGAGAGGUGGAUUUGUUUAUGUUAUGAACAAUUGCACAUAAAAUAUUGUCUAUGCUUGCUCUUCAUGUAUGAUUUAUUAAGACAACAAUUUUUUACAAGUGGCAAUAAUACAUUUUCAAUCAGCUUCUUUACCGUUUCAAAAGGAGUUUGUUUUGCUUACUAUAAUAUUCAAGAGAUCCAAAUUCUUUAUAACUAUAGAACAAUUAAAUUCGAUUUUGCCUUUUCAUAAAGUGGUCAUAAUUGAAAAUAGUGUUAUAAAAUAUAAAUUGUUUUAUUUGUUAUUAUAUUGUUUAACCUAUAUAUAAUUUUUUUACUUCCUUAUACAUAGAUCUUUGUUAUUAGUUAUUUUAAAAUAAAAUAAAAAAUAUAUCA